Molecule: messenger RNA, 3992 nt
Organism: Passer domesticus (house sparrow)
Lineage: Eukaryota; Metazoa; Chordata; Aves; Passeriformes; Passeridae
Gene: SH3GL1
Product: SH3 domain containing GRB2 like 1, endophilin A2
Biological process (GO): synaptic vesicle uncoating
Cellular component (GO): glutamatergic synapse; presynapse; cytoplasm
Molecular function (GO): protein binding
Source: RefSeq, a predicted model, not a curated record
UAGUCAUAUCCCGAUAUGACCGUGUCGCGACAGAACGACUCUCUCCGCCGCUCAGCCGCGCCCCUGGGCGGUUCCGCCCGGCCGGCAGGGGGCGCGCUGGCUCCGCGCGGCGCUCCGGCCGCGCCGCUCGGUGGUGGCGGCGGGGGCGGGGCCGGGCGGCGGCGGAAGCGGCGGCGGGGACGGGCCGGGCCGGGCUGGGACGGGCGGAGCGUCCUGAGGCUCCCGAGGCUCCCGCCGCCCCCGCUGCAGCUCCCGCCGCCCGCACACCGGCUCCCCGCCGCCCCCGGGCCAGGCACCGGCACCAUGUCGGUGGCGGGGCUGAAGAAGCAGUUCUACAAGGCGACCCAGCUGGUCAGCGAGAAGGUCGGAGGGGCCGAAGGGACCAAGUUAGAUGAUGACUUCAAGGAGAUGGAAAAGAAAGUGGACGUGACCAGCAAGGCUGUCACAGAAGUACUGACCAGAACCAUAGAGUACCUCCAGCCCAACCCAGCUUCCAGAGCCAAGCUCACCAUGCUCAACACGAUGUCCAAGAUCCGCGGGCAGGUGAAGAACCCCGGCUACCCCCAGUCUGAGGGGCUGCUGGGGGAGUGCAUGAUCCGCUAUGGGAAGGAGCUGGGAGAGGAUUCCAACUUUGGGGACGCGCUCCUCGACGCCGGCGAAUCCAUGAAGCGCCUGGCGGAGGUGAAGGACUCGCUGGACAUCGAGGUCAAACAAAACUUCAUCGACCCCCUGCAGAACCUGUGUGACAAGGACCUGAAAGAGAUCCAGCACCACCUGAAGAAGCUGGAGGGGAGGCGCCUGGACUUCGACUACAAGAAGAAGCGCCAGGGCAAGAUCCCUGAUGAGGAGCUGAGGCAGGCCAUGGAGAAGUUCGAGGAGUCCAAGGAAGUGGCAGAGACCAGCAUGCACAACCUCCUGGAGACAGAUAUCGAGCAGGUGAGCCAGCUGUCAGCCCUGGUGGACGCCCAGCUGGAUUACCACAGGCAGGCUGUGCAGACUGACGAGCUGGCCGAGAAGCUCAAGCGCAGGAUGAGGGAGGCCUCCUCACGCCCCAAGAGGGAAUACAAACCCAAGCCCAGGGAGACGUACGACUUCAGGGAGCCUGACCAGUCCAACGGGGGCUUCUCCUGCAACCCCACCCCCAAAGUCUCAGCUUCCGCCUCUUUCCGGUCGGACAAGCCGUCCCGGGCCUCCGUCAGGAGUAUCCCCCCCCUGGACCAGCCCUGCUGCAAAGCCCUCUACGACUUCGAGCCCGAGAACGACGGCGAGCUGGGCUUCAAGGAGGGCGACAUCAUCACCCUGACGAACCAGAUCGACGAGAACUGGUACGAGGGCAUGAUCCACGGCCAGUCCGGCUUCUUCCCGCUCAACUACGUGGAGGUGCUGGUGCCGCUACCUCAGUGAGCCCCGAGCGUCCCGAGCUCCAUUCCAGCUCCAGCCCCGCCUCCCGCCCCGCCUCGGGGCCGGCGCUGCCAGGGAACAAACCAGAAGGGUCCCACGGCCCCUUCCCCCCGUGAAGUUGGUUAUUUUCUUUUUUUUUAUUAUUAUUAUUUUCUUUUUUUUUUUUGUCCUUCUGGUGCUUGAACUUCGGUACUUUGUGCGCCCCCAGCCCCGGCCAUGCUGGUGGCACUGCCCUGGCACUGCCCUGGCACUGCCCUGUCCCUGUCCCUUCCCACUUCCCAUCUUUCCUUUGGGUCCAGCGCCCAGAUGAGGCAGGUGGGAGACUGGGAUGUGUCCUGGGCACACGGGUGGGCAUGUGGCACAGCCCAGGUGUGUCCUGGGCACACGGGUGGGCAGGUGGCACAGCCCAGGUGUGUCCUGGGCACACAGAUGGGCAGGUGGCACAGCCCAGGUGUGUCCUGGGCACAUGGAUGGGCAGGUGGCACAGCCCAGGUGUGUCCUGGGCACAUGGAUGGGCAGGUGGCACAGCCCAGGUGUGUCCUGGGCACAUGGAUGGGGCAGGUGGCACAGCCCAGGUGUGUCCUGGGCACACGGAUGGGGCAGGUGGCACAGCCCAGGUGUGUCCUGGGCACAUGGAUGGGCAGGUGGCACAGCCCAGGUGUGUCCUGGGCACAUGGAUGGGCAGGUGGCACAGCCCAGGUGUGUCCUGGGCACAUGGAUGGGCAGGUGGCACAGCCCAGGUGUGUCCUGGGCACAUGGAUGGGGCAGGUGGCACAGCCCAGGUGUGUCCUGGGCACACGGAUGGGGCAGGUGGCACAGCCCAGGUGUGUCCUGAACACAUGGAUGGGCAGGUGGCACAGCCCAGGUGUGUCCUGGGCACACGGAUGGGGCAGGUGGCACAGCCCAGAUGUGUCCUGGGCACACGGGUGGGCAGGUGGCACAGCCCAGAUGUGUCCUGGGCACACAAAUGGGGCAGGUGGCACAGCCCAGGUGUGUCCUGGGCACACGGAUGGGGCAGGUGGCACAGCCCAGGUGUGUCCUGAACACAUGGACGGGCAGGUGGCACAGCCCAGGUGUGUCCUGGGCACACGGGUGGGCAGGUGGCACAGCCCAGAUGUGUCCUGGGCACACGGGUGGGCAGGUGGCACAGCCCAGGUGUGUCCUGGGCACACGGGUGGCCCCAGGGCAGGGCAGCCCCACCCUCCUGCCCCAGAAACGCUGCCCCUGAUCGUGGAGGGAUCCCAGAGGGAUCAGGGGAGGGGAGCUGGGGCACAGCAACACUAAAACAGCCAGAGAACACUAAGGCAGCCCUGCAGGGCAGGUGCUGAGCCCUGCCUGGGGCUCGGGGCCAUCCCUGGGGCUCAGAGCCAUCCCUGGGGCUCAGAGCCAUCCCUGCCCAUCCUGAGGGACACUCGGGGUGUCCCCUGCCCCCCUGGCUCCCUCCCCACAGAGCUCAACCCCAUCAGGGGGGCUGCUCCUUCUGCUCGUGGUUCUUUCCUGGACCUCAGGCUUUUCCUGCUCCAAACUCUGCCGUGUCUGUCACACCUGGAGGAUCACCUGGAGGGGGAGGAGCUGGGCCACAGCCCGGGGUGUCCCUGUGCUGGGCAGAGGUUCCUCUGCCUGUUCCCCCUUCCUGGGCAUCCCUCCUGUGGCUGGAGCUCACCUGGCCCUCACGUGCCUUCCCUGCACCCCGCCCUGCCCCAGCAAGGCACCCCUCUGCCCCUGGGGUGCUGGGAAAAGGGAUGGUUCCUCUCAAUGGCACUUCUGCCAGCCCUUCUGCCUCAGCUGAGCUUCUCCUGGCCAGAGGAGGGCACGGGGUUGGCACGGGGCUGCAGGGCAGUGCCUGCUGGGCUCCGUGGUUUCCCUUGCUGCAAAAGUGGGGCUGGGACGGGCCCCAGCCCUGCUGUGUGAGCCCCAGCUCUGCAGGGCUGGGGGAUGAGUCCUGGGCUGUGCCCAGCACCCCUGGCCCUGCUGCACCCCUGUCCUGCAGCUCUGCAGGGCUGUGCCCAGCACCCCUGUCCCUGCAGCUCUGCAGGGCUGUGCUCAGCACCCCUGUCCUGCAGCUCUGCAGGGCUGUGCUCAGCACCCCUGUCCUGCAGCUCUGCAGGGCUGUGCUCAGCACCCCUGUCCUGCAGCUCUGCAGGGCUGUGCUCAGCACCCCUGUCCUGCAGCUCUGCAGGGCUGUGCUCAGCACCCCCAGCCCUGCAGCACCCCCAGCCCUGCUCCUCCUGCUCCUGUCUCUGUAAGGAUUUGGUCCGUGCAUGUCCCCGUGUGUCUGACCCCGAGCAGUGGACCCGGCCCCGGGGGGGCACAGGGCAGCCCCCCCUGCUCCCAGCAGGGCAGGGAGCCCGUGGGACCGGAGUCCUGGGGGUCCUUCCCGCUGUCCCCUCCCUGCUGGGGACACUGGCUCCCGCUCAGGUGGAUUGAAACGCGUUCUGUCAGCUGGGACACCUCGCUAGAUCUUAAUUUUUUGUUUGGUUUUGUUUUGUUUUGUAAUGGUUUCUCCUGGUUUUUAGGGGAAAAAAAAUGAUGACCCACAAUUCUUGACUUGUAUCUCUGAAUGAAAGUAUUAAAUGUUUUCUUCUUUCUAA